Messenger RNA from Fonsecaea multimorphosa CBS 102226, 762 nucleotides. RefSeq lists its product as uncharacterized. The coding region runs from base 1 to 762 and encodes 253 amino acids. Lineage: Eukaryota; Fungi; Ascomycota; Eurotiomycetes; Chaetothyriales; Herpotrichiellaceae. The record is from RefSeq and is a predicted model, not a curated record. The transcript has a single exon.
AUGAAUCGUCAAAACCUCAUCAAGAACGACCGUGAUUCAUACUACGCUUCGAGAUACGAGGACGCCGAGGUCGUAACCGUCCUCUUCGAUCAGGAUGACUACCACGACAACGACGACGACGACGAGCAACUACCUGCCUACUACGCCGGACCCAGGAAAUAUCUAGCUUCACUUGCGGUUCCCGUGGUGCUGUUCGUGGUCUUCCUGACCCUCCUCCUCGUCUGCGCAGCAGCGGUGCUCCUGACGAUGAGAACCAUCGCCAUCAGCAGCAGCGACAGCGGCGUGGGCGGUUUUGCCGCCGCUGGCCCCGAAGUGCUCGACUGCGGAGAGAGCCCCGAAGAAGCAGUAACCCGGGGCUGCCGCUUCGACGUCAUGAGCUUCACGUGGUCUCCGGCGCCGUGCUUCGACGAGGCCCUGGUGACCGAGUUCCUGGAAUCCGCGCCCUCGUCCCCAGGCUACUGGCAAUGGUGGACCGGGACGAAUCUGACCACGGCGACGGCGUUGGGCCUGGGGGACGUCCAGGGCGGCACGUUCCCCCAGCUCUACGUCACCAACGAAUACCACCAGUACCACUGCAUGUACAUGUACAAGAAGCUGCACCGGGCCCUCCGCGCCGGAGCGGGAUACCUGGACAGCUACAUCGGCAGCUACGAGCAUACCCUCCACUGCGAGCAUAUCCUGCUGUCGAGGGACUUCAACCCGGAUAGAGUGGAGACCACAAUUCGGCGCAAGUUUGUGACUUGUGGACGCAUAAGCAGCUAA